Molecule: messenger RNA, 1952 nt
Organism: Columba livia (rock pigeon)
Lineage: Eukaryota; Metazoa; Chordata; Aves; Columbiformes; Columbidae
Product: intestinal-type alkaline phosphatase-like
Exons: 9
Coding region: 27-1820 (597 amino acids)
Biological process (GO): dephosphorylation
Cellular component (GO): plasma membrane
Molecular function (GO): alkaline phosphatase activity
Source: RefSeq, a predicted model, not a curated record
AGCAGCCACACUCACCCAGGGGAGAGAUGCUCACCCUGCUCCCGCGGGGACAGGGUAUUCCCAGGGACCCUCAGGGUGCCCGGUGCCCCUGCAUGCCCUUGGCUUUGCUCUCACCUCCAGAUGCUGAAGAGACCCCGGACUACUGGAACGAAGGGGCCAGGAGGAGGCUGGAGUCAGCCCUGGCCUUGCAGCCACUGGCACAGCGAGCCAAAAACAUCAUCCUCUUCAUGGGCGACGGUGAGUCCCACACGUCCCAGCCGCGCCCCACUGCUCCACAGCAGCCAAGGGACAUGGCUGGUGAGAAGGUGGGGCUGGUGCAGGUCCCCUCCUCUCCGACUGGCCCCAGGCAAUGCCUGGGGAGAGCAGAAAAAUCUCUGAUGCCGACCCCUUGCCCACCCUAUGGCUCUGCCCUGCCUGCAGGUAUGGGGCUGUCCACAGUGUCGGCUGCUCGCAUCUACAAGGGGCAACUGGCUGGUGGCUCAGGUGAGGAGAGUGUCUUGGCCAUGGAGACUUUUCCCCACAUGGCCCUGGCCAAGACCUACACCAUUGACCGGCAAGUGCCUGACAGCGCUGGCACGGGCACAGCCUACCUCUGCGGGGUGAAGGCCAACGCCAAGACGCUGGGGCUGAGUGGGGCGGCCGUCUAUGGCAAAUGCCGCACCACCUUUGGCAACGAGGUGGACUCGAUCUUGCACAGGGCCAGGCUGGCAGGCAAGUCGGUGGGCAUCGUGACAACCACGCGGGUGCAGCAUGCAUCCCCUGGUGCAGCCUAUGCCCACUCAGCCAGCCGGAGCUGGUAUGCUGACACCAACAUGCCCAAGGAGGCAUUGCGGGACGGCUGUAAGGACAUUGCCUAUCAGCUGGUGCACAACACGGACAUCAAUGUGAUCCUGGGUGGCGGGCGGAUGUACAUGACCCCCAAGAAGACUCCAGACCCCGAGUACCCAGAGGACCUGUCCCAGAAUGGUAUCAGAAAGGAUGGCCUGGACUUAAUUGCCGAAUGGCUGAGUGCCAAGCAGGGCGCCCGCUAUGUCUGGGAUAAGAAGGGCCUGGACGCGGUCGAGGAUGACUCUGUGAGCCACCUGAUGGGCCUCUUUGAGCCCAAGGACAUGCAGUACGAGCUGAACCGCAACGCCUCCACAGACCCCUCCAUCGUGGAGAUGACGGAAAAGGCCAUUCGCAUCCUGCGCAGGAACCCCAACGGCUUCUUCCUCUUUGUGGAAGGCGGCAGGAUCGACCACGGCCACCACAGCGGCCGGGCCAAGCAGGCGCUGAUGGAGGCUGUCAUGCUGGACCGGGCGGUGGCGCGGGCGGGCGAGCUCACCUCCCCCGCUGACACCUUGACCGUGGUGACGGCCGAUCACUCCCACGUCUUCACCUUUGGGGGCAACACACUGCGUGGCACGUCCAUCUUCGGGCUGGCCCCCAAGAAAGCCAAGGACAAGCGGGCAUACACCAGCAUCCUCUAUGGCAAUGGUCCCGGCUACAGUAUCCGUGAUGGGGGCCGCCCGGCUGCCAGCCUCCCCGCUGCAGAGGACAAGGACUACAGGCAGCAGGCAGCGGUGCCCCUGGAGACGGAGACCCAUAGUGGGGAGGACGUGGUGGUGCUGGCCCAGGGCCCCAUGUCCCACCUCUUCCACGGGGUGCAGGAGCAGCACUACAUCGCUCACGCCAUGGCCUACGCCGCCUGCCUCGAGCCAUAUGCCGCCGGCCCCCAGUGCGGGGCAGCCCGCAGGGCCUCUUAUGGCACCCAGUGCUCCCCACAGCCCCUGCUCGCCCUCCUGGCCCUCUGUGUGGCUGCCCACGUGGUGGGGGGCUGAAUGCCCCUGGCCAAGCCCCACUUCUAUCCAGGCUGCCCUGCCAUCCCCAGCUGCCACAUCAAGGGUCUUGGCAGCCAGGUCCACUGUGGCCAGGAUCAAGGGAUGAAAUAAAGCAUAGGUUGUUUGUCUUCA